AGCUUUCUCUCUCGUGGGCAUUGGACAAACUUCUUGUGAACGUUUUCUUCUUCUAAAAUCAGGUUGAAAUUUACCAGUUUUUCCCGCCAAUUGCCAUACUAACUAACCGACUCAGAUGCAGUAUAUUUAGUGAAGCCGCACCAUUUUGGGUAGCUAAUUGUGGAAUGGGAAGAAAUGCAGAGGAUUAAACGCCACACAACCAAAAUCCCUUCUGCUGCUGCUAGCAGGAGCAGUAAAUCCGUCAACAACAACGAAAUCAGUUGCAGCGCCAAUAGUAAUGCUACUGUGAGGAAGCCAUUAUCGGACCUUAGUAAUUUCAAUCUCAUCCCUACUGAUACUCUUCGCAAGCUGGUUUCUUCUAAUUCGGUUUCCAAUUCCGAAACCCAUUCUCUCUUGCUCAAAUCCCAGACUUCUAUUUUCCCUAUUUCUCAAAAACCCCUAAUUUCGGGUUCCCACAAACACAACGACAAUCCCAAGUCCGACACUAGGUCUGGAACCAGCGUCGGCUCAUCCAACUUCGGCAAUGAUCCUAAGACUAAACCUCAAAACCCUACUCCUGUUCGUCAUCAGCUUCCCCCUCGUUCUUCCACAAAUCCUAGUGAUGAGGGCAGUGAACUUGUAAUCUAUAGUCGAAGGCGGGGAGAAAGGAAGCACGAUGUAUUACCCAAAACUUCGACCCCCUUUGAGAAAAAGAAGAAUGAGGAAAAAGCAGCGUCUGUUCCUUUAAGUUCUACCCCUGCUGAGAAGGCAAAGAAUAAAGGGAAGGCAAUUGCUAUGCCUUUUGAUUCCAUUGCUGCUGAGAAAUCAAAGGAUCAAGGGAAAUUGGUUACUGUGCCCGUUGAUUCUAUUCCUGCUGGGAAUUCAAGGGAUAAAGAGAAGGGAAUAUCUGCAUCUUUUAGACCUUCCAAUGUUGAGAAGACAAGGGAUAAGGGGAAGGAUUUUUAUGUGCCUUCUAAUUCCACUCCUGUAGAGAAGAUGAGGGACAAAGGGAAGGCAAUUGCUGUGCCUGUCAAUUGCACUCUUGAAGAAAUGGAGGACAGAAGAAGGUCUACCGCUGUGCUUAUUAACAGCGAACAGUUGACGAAACAAAGGGAGAAAAGACUAGCAGAUGCUAUGGUUCAGAGUUGUCCUCCCUUGUUAAAAUCUGGCAAAUUUGGGAAUGAAUUAAAUCAAGCGGGAGAUGAUAUGCUAUCAAAGUCGUGGACAGGUCUUCAAGGAAAGCACAAAAAGAGAAAGUGCCCAGGAAAGCAAUCUGCUUCUGAAGGUUCCUUAUCACCAGAAUUUGUUAAGAAGAUGAAGGCUUACUUUGAAGAGGUUGAUGCAUUUGAACUGCCAGUUGAGGAAGUUUCGGACCAUGAUCUGGAAUGAGGAGGGGGGAAAGUGAUAGCAGAUACAUAAGAGCUCUACCCUGGUCCGCUGAUGUUGUUUGUAUAGUCACACUUACAUAGAAUCGCACACGCUCUUGAAACUUUGGCCAGUUGCAUGCGAAUUACAUUAGUCUCAGGUGAUUUUUCUUAACCUUGGGUGUAUAUCGGUGUCAUAAUAGUAGAAAACUCAAAAGAGAUGCUCCCGCUGUAUAAUGAAUGUUUCAAUCAACGAGUCAGCUAGAUUCUGC
Coffea eugenioides is the source of this 1615-nucleotide messenger RNA. RefSeq lists its product as uncharacterized. The transcript has 4 exons. The record is from RefSeq and is a predicted model, not a curated record. The coding region runs from base 175 to 1368 and encodes 397 amino acids. NCBI's taxonomy places the organism in Eukaryota, Viridiplantae, Streptophyta, Magnoliopsida, Gentianales, Rubiaceae.